Molecule: messenger RNA, 273 nt
Organism: Micromonas commoda
Lineage: Eukaryota; Viridiplantae; Chlorophyta; Mamiellophyceae; Mamiellales; Mamiellaceae
Exons: 1
Biological process (GO): response to salt stress; response to heat; response to hydrogen peroxide
Source: RefSeq, a predicted model, not a curated record
UACGUCAUCACCGCCGACAUCCCCGGCGCGAACAGGGACAUGGUCGAGGUGAGCGUGGACGAGGACCGCGUGCUGCACAUCGUGGACGAGCGCGCGGACAGGCACGAGGAGCGCGGCGGAAGCGACGAGGACGGAGCCAAGUACGUGGUGUACAAUCGAUCGUUCGGUCGUUUCGAGCGCAACUUUCAGCUGCCGCAGGAUGUCGAGGACGGCGCGGUGGACGCGACGAUGAAACACGGCGUGCUCGUCGUGCGUCUGCCCAAGAAGAAGGAG